Molecule: messenger RNA, 1803 nt
Organism: Nakaseomyces glabratus
Lineage: Eukaryota; Fungi; Ascomycota; Saccharomycetes; Saccharomycetales; Saccharomycetaceae
Gene: MET13
Product: methylenetetrahydrofolate reductase (NAD(P)H) MET13
Biological process (GO): tetrahydrofolate interconversion
Cellular component (GO): cytosol
Molecular function (GO): methylenetetrahydrofolate reductase [NAD(P)H] activity; FAD binding
Source: RefSeq, a predicted model, not a curated record
AUGAAGAUUACACAGAAGCUUGCCGACAGGCACAAGGAGAAGCCCGACAAGGCUACUUUUUCCUUUGAGUAUUUUGUGCCAAAGACCACGCAAGGUGUGCAGAACCUGUAUGACCGUAUGGACCGUAUGUACGAGGCGUCCUUGCCCGAGUUCAUAGACAUUACCUGGAACGCGGGCGGUGGCCGUCUGUCGCAGCUGUCGACGGAGCUGGUCGCGACCGCGCAGUCCGUGCUGGGUCUCGAGACGUGCAUGCACUUGACCUGCACCAACAUGCCCAUCUCGCAGAUCGACGAGGCGUUGGAGGAUGCCUACAACUCCGGCUGCCAGAACAUCCUGGCCUUGAGAGGUGACCCUCCUCUCAACGCACCAAACGGCUGGCAGCCCAUCGAGGGCGGGUUCAACUACGCCAAGGACCUCGUGAAGUACAUCAGGGCAAAGUACGGCGACCACUUCGAUAUCGGUGUGGCAGGCUACCCAGAGGGCCACCCAGAGGAGAAAGAGAGACACAAGGACCUCGUGUACUUGAAGGAGAAGAUCGACGCCGGCGGAAGCUUCAUCAUCACCCAGAUGUUCUACGACGUCGACAACUUCAUCCAGUGGUGCCACGAGGUCAGAGAGAUGGGCAUAGACGUGCCCAUCAUCCCAGGUAUCAUGCCCAUUACAACUUACGCGGCCUUCCUGAGAAGAGCACAGUGGGGCCAGAUCAAAAUCCCACAGGCAUUCCUGGACGUCCUCGAGCCAGUGAAGGACGACGACCAGUUGGUCAGAGACAAGGGCUCCGAAUUGAUCGUAGACAUGUGCCAGAAGAUCCUGAACAGCGGCUACGUCAAACACUUACAUAUCUACACUAUGAACUUGGAAAAGGCUCCGCUGAUCAUCCUUGAAAAACUAGGCCUCUUGCCAUCCGAAAGCGAAGUUAACGCCAACCCAUUGGCUUCAUUGCCAUGGAGAAAAUCCUUGAACCCCAAGAGAAAGAACGAAGAAGUUAGACCCAUUUUCUGGAAACGCAGACCUUACUCUUACGUCGCUAGAACCUCACAAUGGGCUAUGGACGAGUUCCCUAACGGUAGAUUCGGUGACUCGUCCUCCCCUGCGUUCGGUGACUUAGAUUUGUGUGGCUCUACUUUGAUAAGGCAAUCGGGUAAAAAGUCCUUGGAGCUAUGGUCAACACCUAAAACUAUCGAAGAUGUCUCACAAUUGGUUAUUAGCUAUCUGACAGGCCAAAUUAAAUGCUUGCCAUGGAGUGACACAUCGCUAGAUGAGGAAAUUGACCCUAUCCUUGACCAUCUACUUGAUCUGAAUAGAAAAAUGAUUAUCACAAUAAACUCUCAACCUCAGAUUAAUGGCAUUAGAUCAAACCAUAAAGUACAUGGCUGGGGUCCUAAGGAUGGCUACGUAUACCAAAAGCAAUACUUGGAGUUCUUGCUGCCAAAUGAGAAGGUUGAAAAAUUGGAAAAGCAACUAGCAGGAAAUGAGAUGCUGACGUACUUUGCUGUUGACAAUAAAGAUAAUUUGAAGAGUAACCAUCCAGAUGGCUCCAAAGCAAAUGCUGUCACUUGGGGUAUUUUCCCUGGUAGAGAAGUUUUGCAACCAACCAUUGUCGAGAAGGUCUCUUUCUUAGCCUGGAAGGAAGAAUUCUACAGAAUCCUUGAAGAGUGGAAGUGGAACUUCCAAGAAAAUAAUGAGCUAAAGAGUGCAGAAUUCAUUCAACAUAUCAUCGACAACUAUAUGCUUGUCAACAUCGUUGAUAACGACUAUAUCUCUUCAACCGACGAGAUAUACAAUGUGUUAAUAAACUUGUGA